Saprolegnia parasitica CBS 223.65 is the source of this 771-nucleotide messenger RNA. RefSeq lists its product as hypothetical. The transcript has 2 exons. Bases 1 to 771 code for a protein of 256 amino acids. Gene Ontology annotation, molecular function: ATP binding; ATP hydrolysis activity. NCBI's taxonomy places the organism in Eukaryota, Oomycota, Saprolegniomycetes, Saprolegniales, Saprolegniaceae. The record is from RefSeq and is a predicted model, not a curated record.
AUGCAGCACACCAACUGCAGUGGGGCAGACGACCUGCUCGCCCAGGGCACGGCCGCCUACCACAACAAGAUCAAAGCCGCGGUUGGCGAUGUCUUGCCGCCGCUCGACAUCCGCUUCACGGACCUCGCGCUCUCGGCCGACGUUCCGUUCAUGACGCGCCAAGAGCUGCCAACGCUCGUGAGCGACGUCACCUCGAUGGUGCGUGGCCUCUGCCAGCCGUCGCGGACCGUGCGCAAGGACAUUCUGCACCCGAUGACGGGUGCGCUCACGCCGGGGACCAUGACGCUCGUGCUCGGCCAGCCCCGGUCGGGCAAGUCGUCGUUCCUCAAGCUAUUGAGCGGUCAGGUGAAGGCCACCAAGAGCCUUCGCAUUGACGGGCAGCUGACGUACAAUGGUGUCUCGGACAUGCCACACUUGGCGCGCUGGACGUCGUACGUGGCGCAGCGCGACGUGCACUACCCGACACUCACGGUGCGCGAGACGCUCUCGUUUGCUUCGCGCUGCGUCACGAGUCGCGAGCAGUUGUCGGCGGUGCCUCCGCACGCGACACCGCUCUUGGCGUCCAUCGAAGCGGCGGCGCCAGACCUCGUGGAGCGCCAAUUGGGCCUCGACCACUGCAAGGACACGGUCGUCGGCAACAGUAUGCUUCGCGGCGUCUCGGGCGGCGAGCGCAAGCGUGUGACCAUGGGCGAGAUGGAGUUUGGCUUCAAGCGCGCGUCGUUCCUCGACGAGAUCAGCACCGGCCUCGACGCGGCUGCCACACCGUGGUGA